ACCUCCACUGUUAUUCUCAGUAGCAUGUCUGGGGAAGUCUGGGAUUAGACGCAGACAUCUGCUCCUUUCAUUUAAUUUCUGUUGCUGAAUAAUUGAAAUAUCAACUGAACAAGAGAGACAAGAUGUUACAGAUGUCAUUAGAAGCUACCUGAUCUGAAAUCCAGACCCGGGCAUACAGAAUAGCAGUAAGGAAUCGAGAGUAAGGAAGCUCACACUUACCGCAAGGUCACCAGAGCACUGACCAUGCCGACCACAUCCACCCAAGUGCUGGGCCUCAGCCUUAUCAACUCCACCAGCACACCCAACAUCUCAGAUGAGCCCAGCUCGUUCUACAAGUUUGUCCACCUGGAUACCGAACUAUACAAAGACUUUUAUAGCUUGUGGAUAUCUUUGAUGGUCAUCAAUUCCAUCAUUUUCCUGGUGGGUGUGGUGCUCAACAGCUUGGCGCUGUAUGUGUUCUGCUUCCGCACCAGGACAAAAACCACCUCUGUCAUCUACACCAUCAACCUGAUUGUGACUGACCUACUGGUGGGCUUCUCCUUGCCCGUCCGGAUCAUCAUAUACUACAGUGCAAGGGACUGCUUCAAAUGCUCUUUGGUUCAUAUAUUCGGCUACUUCGUCAACAUGUACUGCAGCAUUCUCUUCCUGACGUGCAUCUGUGUUGACCGGUACCUGGCCAUCGUGCAGGUGGAAGCGUCUCGGAAGUGGAGAAAUCCCACCUGUGCCAAGGGGAUCUGUGUCUUCAUCUGGAUCUUUGCCACGGUGGUGACAUUCUCCGUCUUGACCAUGGCAAUAAAGUUCGCCCACUGCUGCCUUGCGAAAAUCUUGGCCUUGAUGGUCUGUGAGUACUUCUUCCCGCUUGUCAUCAUCACCUUCUUCACCACUAGGAUCAUGUGUGCGCUGUCUAAACCCAGCCUCAUGCACCAGAGCCGGGAGAGACGGAUGAGGGCUGUACAGCUCCUUAUCACCGUCCUCAUCAUCUUCAUGAUCUGCUUCACUCCUUUCCAUGUGCGCCAAGUGGCUAUUUCCAUCAACCCAGAUAUGCCCAGGAGCAUCAGCCUGGUAGUUUACCACGUGACAGUGACACUGAGUAGCCUCAACAGCUGCAUGGACCCAAUCGUCUACUGUUUUGUCACCAACAACUUCCAGUCGACCAUGAGAAGCAUCUUCAGGAAGGCCGAGCUGGAGCAAACCAGCAUGGACAUCAUCAGUAUGAACAAGAAUUCCAAGGGCUCGGGCACAAAUGCAAUCAUCGCCUUCUCAAACACGAUCGGGGGCCCUCUGAGCUUGCCUUCCCCAAGCAGCACACCUAUCUAAUCAAGGGGGCAUAGUGCAGUAGGCUGGCGCACGGUUGCUGGAAUACCGCUGGGUUGUACAGUCCUAUUGUCCUUGACCUUGUGUUGUCUAGUGGGACGUUUAGACCGGUUGUGUUGGAAUUUCUUCCUCAAGAACACGAUGCUCUGUUUGGAAAGAGGAGCUCUCGUGCUGUUCGUGCCAAUGCAAAAGAUAGUCUGUGACUGAUUGCACAGGGCAGGAACGCUCUUUUUGCAUUUGAACACAAACGUCUUCCUCGUGCCGAAUCCAGUUCUGUCAGUGGUUUUGUUUACUGUUUCACACCGGGAUGUGUGACACUCAGACGCAGAAGAAGGCCGUGUUUCCUGUGAAAGCCUUCCCACCUUGAAAAUGUUGCUCUUGAGAAAUAGAGAUGUUGCUGAGCUCUCCACUGGUUGAGUGACUGCAAAGAUUUUAGAUGCCAUGCAAGGAAAUGGAGAGGGACAAAGAAAGCCCAUGAGCAGCAAUUCAAAUGUCUCUGAAAUGUGCCUGGACUUUAUGGAAGAUACUGUAAAGCAAAAUAGUAAUAAUCCCUGACAAUGCAACAAUAAGGAAAGGAAGUGUUUGGUUUUUAUAUCUAAUAUAUAUAUGCGCAAGGAUUUUUUAUUCUGUUUGUUGGUGUUUAGUAUGUUCUGUAUUCAGAUUAGUCAUGGGAAUCGCAGGUUUCCCUAAAUCUCAGAUGGGCACAGAAAGAGUCUGUACAAACUGAUGUGAUUCCCUAAAAACUCUACCUACUCCUCUUGCUGCAAUAAUGAUGACAAACAGGACCAACAUAUUAAGUUGUAUUAUAUUAGGAUUUGCUAUUCCAACUCCCGCCCUGGUUCUGUCUAAUUGGGCAUCUGUCCUGCUGAUUCAAAUAAGGAAAUUAAAGGGAAAGGAAAAUCCACCUUAAAUAUGGAGGUUGAAAGUCACCUCCGUGCAAAGCCACACGCAUGAUUUAACUCCCCGUGUUUGGGAUUUAAACAGUGCUCUAGUCUCUCUGCAGACCUUCCCUACAAUGCUAUA
Messenger RNA from Alligator sinensis (Chinese alligator), 2337 nucleotides. It is a transcript of the gene GPR20, whose product is annotated as G protein-coupled receptor 20. Lineage: Eukaryota; Metazoa; Chordata; Crocodylia; Alligatoridae. The transcript is spliced from 3 exons. Gene Ontology annotation, biological process: positive regulation of Rho protein signal transduction; phospholipase C-activating G protein-coupled receptor signaling pathway. The coding region runs from base 244 to 1317 and encodes 357 amino acids. Gene Ontology annotation, cellular component: membrane. Gene Ontology annotation, molecular function: G protein-coupled receptor activity. The record is from RefSeq and is a predicted model, not a curated record.